Messenger RNA from Staurois parvus, 3401 nucleotides. The record is from the annotation of a GenBank genome assembly. Lineage: Eukaryota; Metazoa; Chordata; Amphibia; Anura; Ranidae.
AUGCCUCCCAAAAUGGCGUCAGUGAGGUUUACUGUAACUCCGACGAAGAUGGAUGAUCUAGGUGGUAUAUCAGAUAGUAGCCCAGAUCUCAGCUCCUCUUCUCGAGUCCGAUUCAGUUCAAGAGACAGUGUUCGUGAUGCUAGUCGAAGUGAUGUGUACAGUGAUAGCUCUUUAGCCACCACUGCUGUGGAUCCAGCUAGUGAGAGGACAACAAACCCAAUGGACAGUGGCGAAGAUCGAAGCCAGACAUCCGUAACAGAGGAAACAGCAAGCUUUUAGAGAUUGACCGCAGGAAGAACUCUGCUCUCUACCAGAAUCACAAUGAAGAUGGGGAAGAUUCAUAUGACAGAAAUCUGGCCUUGUUUGAGGAGGAGAUGGACACAAGACCUAAAGUUUCAUCGCUCUUGAACCGCCUGGCCAAUUACACUAACCUCCCUCAAGGUGCAAGAGAACAUGAGGAGGAGAGUGAGGGUAAAAAGAAGCCAACCAAGGCACCUCGAAUGGGAACGAUUAUGGGGGUGUACCUUCCGUGCUUACAAAACAUUUUCGGUGUUAUCUUGUUUCUUCGUCUCCCUUGGGUAGUGGGGACUGCUGGAGUACUACAUGCUUUCUGCAUUGUGUUUUCCUGCUGCUGCUGUACAAUGCUUACAGCAAUUUCAAUGAGUGCUAUAGCGACCAAUGGAGUAGUACCAGCGGGUGGUUCAUAUUUUAUGAUUUCCCGGGCACUUGGCCCUGAAUUUGGAGGUGCUGUUGGUCUCUGCUUCUACCUUGGAACAACGUUUGCCACUGCUAUGUAUAUCCUUGGGGCAAUUGAGAUAUUCCUGGUGUACAUUGCUCCUGAUGCUGUAAUUUUUAAAGGUGAAGGCGUGGCGGAGAACUCGGCAGCAAUGCUGAAUAACAUGCGUGUUUAUGGCACAGUAUUUCUCAUUCUUAUGUCUGUCAUUGUUUUUGUGGGAGUACGCUAUGUGAAUAAGUUGGCAUCACUCUUCCUGGCCUGCGUCGUACUGUCUAUUCUCGCCAUCUAUGCAGGAGCACUUAAAUCUGCCUUUGCUCCACCUGAAUUCCCCGUCUGUCUGCUUGGGAACCGUACACUGUCUAGGCUAGGGUUUAGCACCUGUGCCAAGACAGUGCAGAAGGACAACUUAACUUCAGUGUCUGACUUGUGGGAUAUGUUCUGUCAUCCUCUUGGGCUCCUAAAUGCUACAUGUGAUGAAUACUUUUUCCAUAAUAAUGUUACAGAAAUACAAGGCAUUCCAGGUCUGAGCAGUGGCAUCCUAUCUGAGAACCUAUGGAGCAAUUACCUCCAGAAAGGAGAGAUCAUAGAAAAGGCUUCUUUAGCUUCAUCUGAAGCGGUUGGGUCCCUCUCCCAUGAUUAUGUUAUGGCUGAUAUUACAACAUCGUUCACCCUCCUUGUUGGCAUUUUUUUUCCAUCAGUUACAGGAAUUAUGGCUGGAUCCAAUCGUUCUGGGGACCUCAAAGAUGCUCAAAAGUCUAUCCCAAUUGGCACAAUUCUUGCCAUCCUUACCACUUCCUUAGUCUAUCUUAGUAAUGUUAUCUUGUUUGGAGCCUGCACUGAUGGAGUGGUGCUCAGAGAUAAGUUUGGAGAUGCAGUAAAGGGAACUCUUGUAGUAGGUGCCCUCUCUUGGCCUUCCCCUUGGGUCAUAGUGAUUGGAUCAUUUUUUUCUACCUGUGGAGCAGGACUACAGAGCCUGACGGGUGCCCCACGACUUCUUCAGGCCAUUGCCAAGGAUGGAAUCAUCCCUUUCCUGAGGGUAUUUGGUCACGGAAAGAGCAACGGGGAACCUACUUGGGCAUUGUUGCUUACAGCUGGAAUUGCUGAGCUGGGGAUUCUCAUUGCUUCUUUGGAUUUGGUAGCACCAAUCCUGUCCAUGUUUUUCCUGAUGUGCUACCUUUUUGUCAACUUGGCUUGUGGGUUACAGACUCUUCUCCGUUCUCCAAACUGGCGGCCACGUUUCCAGUAUUACCACUGGACAUUAUCUUUCUUGGGGAUGGCUCUUUGCUUAGCCUUAAUGUUCAUAUCAUCUUGGUAUUAUGCCCUCAUUUCCAUGGUGAUUGCCGGAAUGAUCUACAAGUACAUAGAAUAUCACGGGCGGAAAAAAGAAUGGGGAGAUGGGAUCAGAGGUCUUUCUCUAAGUGCUGCACGCUUUGCUUUACUUAGACUGGAAGAGGGACCACCACAUACUAAAAACUGGAGGCCACAGCUGCUUGUUCUGGUGGAACUGGAUUCAGAUCUUCAUGUAUCUCAGCCACACCUCCUUUCCUUUGCAUCUCAGUUGAAAGCUGGAAAAGGCCUAACUCUUGUUGGGUCUGUUUUGAUUGGGGAUUACCUGGAGAAUUAUGCAGAAGCUCUGGCAGCGGAGCAGGCACUGAAGCAGCUGAUGGAACAAGAACGAGUAAAAGGCUUCUGUCAGGUGGUUGUAGCCCAGAAGAAAAGAGAGGGUUUGUCUCACCUUAUCCAGUCCUGUGGCCUUGGAGGAAUGAGACACAAUACUGUGAUUAUGGGUUGGCCAAGUGGCUGGAGACAGAGCGAUGACUCUCGGGCAUGGAAGACAUUCAUCACUACUGUUCGUGUCACCACUGCUGCCCGCCUAGCCUUGCUUGUGGCUAAGAAUGUGUCUCUGUUUCCUGGGUCCCGGGACAUUUUAGCAGAGGGGAACAUAGAUGUGUGGUGGAUUGUACAUGAUGGUGGGAUGCUAAUGCUGUUGCCUUUCCUCCUGAAGCAGCACAAGGUUUGGCGGAAGUGCAAGAUGCGUAUUUUUACAGUGGCUCAAAUGGAAGACAACAGCAUUCAGAUGAAGAAAGAUUUGGCCACAUUUCUCUACCAUUUACGUAUCCAAGCUGAUGUGGAGGUGGUAGAAAUGCAUGACAGUGAUAUUUCUGCCUAUACCUAUGAGCGCACACUUAUGAUGGAGCAAAGAUCACAGAUGUUGAGGCAAAUGCGCCUUUCAAAGACAGACAGGGAACGGGAGGCUCAGCUGGUGAAGGACAGAAACUCCAUGCUACGGCUGACGAGCGUUGGCUCUGAUGAUGAUGAGGACACAGACGCUGUUCCAACAAGAGUACACAUGACAUGGACCAAGGAUAAACAUCAAGCCUUGCGUGUAGCCCAAUGCAAUGCAAUGCCCAGCUUUCAGGAUUUGCUUAGCAUGCGCCCGGAUCAGUCUAAUGUACGGCGUAUGCACACAGCAGUGAAACUGAAUGAGGUCAUUGUCAACAAAUCUCAUGAUGCUAAACUGGUACUAUUGAAUAUGCCUGGACCUCCACGUAACUCACAGGGUGAUGAAAACUAUAUGGAGUUUCUUGAAGUCUUGACUGAAGGCUUGGAACGCGUGCUUUUAGUAAGAGGCGGUGGAACAGAAGUCAUCACUAUAUACUCUUAA